Messenger RNA from Oreochromis niloticus (Nile tilapia), 2764 nucleotides. RefSeq names its product fibroblast growth factor 7 (gene fgf7). The transcript has 4 exons. The coding region runs from base 741 to 1343 and encodes 200 amino acids. Gene Ontology annotation, molecular function: growth factor activity. NCBI's taxonomy places the organism in Eukaryota, Metazoa, Chordata, Actinopteri, Cichliformes, Cichlidae. The record is from RefSeq and is a predicted model, not a curated record.
GAGUGAGGGAGCAUGCAAAUGUUCUUAAAGUACUUAUGAUUUCAGUGUUCCAAGAGUUUAUAGCUCCCUCUCAUGUCUGGUGGUUGAGUGACAGUAAGAGGCAGGCAGAGGGUGUUUCUUCAUUGCAUAUCAGCCAGGGACAGCUGACUGGUUGGAAUUUAAUUGCUCUCAAGUGAGGUCAGCAGGAGGCAUUUAUCUAAGCGGAGUGCACAACGACAGUGGACGAUGCACAGAGUCAGUCUGCCAGAAUCCGAGAAACAUCCAUGGGAAUUCACAGAAGCUCCCAGUUCGUGCUUAACUUUACUGCAUCACUGGGUCUGGUUUACCACUGAGACUGCAGCUUUAGAUCUAAAAAGUCUUCAAAUUGAAACUCUUGCUGAAAGGGAGCGCACCUCUGCCAACUCCUGUCACCACUCAGAGCACAUUGAUAUUCUGCACACUAUUUCCUUAACUGGACUACAAUGCCCCUUGAGGGACAAGAAGAUGGAGCAGUAGAUGUGCGUCGUCACUGAAGUUUAAAAGAGGGGCAUCAUCUCGCAAUACAAUCAGCCAACUUCUGCCAACCUGCUUCCUCUACAGCCACCCUGUCUCACCUCCCCGCCAGGAAACAGUGCUGCAGUAACAAAAACCAGCAGGUCACAAGUGAGGGGUCAGGAGAUCCCUGAGCUGAGGAACGACGCACAGAUCUCUAUCUUGUAUUUCAGUAUGUUGUUCACUGAUCCCCACUGCAUUGUAUUAUAAUGCGCAAAUGGAUGCUGACAUGGAACCUUCAAAAUCUGUUCCCGGGACUGUACCUGCAUGCAAUCUUUCUGUUUGGCAGUGUGUGUGUAGUCUACAGUGACUGCACCCCUGAACAACUUGCCGCCAUCAUGAACUGUUCCAAACACGAGCGCCACACCAGGAAUUAUGACUAUAUGGAGGGAGGAGAUGUGCGCAUACGACAACUGUUCAGCGGCACGCAGUGGUUCCUAACUAUUGAUGACGCCGGCAAUAUCAAUGGUACUCAAGACUCUACCAACUGCUACAGUAUCCUAGAAAUCAGGACAGUGUCCGAGGGAGGCAUACUGGCUAUAAAAGGAAUAAAAAGCCAGUAUUAUAUUUCUAUGAACAAAGCUGGACAGCUGCAAGGAAAGAGGAUCUACAACGACAACUGCAACUUUAAGGAGGUUUUCCUAGAAAACUACUUCAAUGCUUACUCCUCGGCCAAGUGGACAAAAAAAGAAAUGUUCAUAGCCCUGUCGCAAAAGGGAAAGCCCAUGAGAGGGAAGAAGACCAGGAGGGAGCACAUUGCAUCUCAUUUCAUCCCUAUGAAAUGCAAGGCGGAGGAGAGGAGAGUAGACUGAAGAAUCAAAGAACUUACCUGCAAAACAUCUAUGAAUUCAGUCAUGCUAUAUGUGCUAACAGACACUUGAAUACACUCCACUCUCACUCCAGUUGCAGAUGAGCCAGGACCUGUUUUACAAAAUGUGGUCAUUUUUAAAACAGAAAACAAAAAAGGUCAAUUUGAGCACGCGAAACAGUUUUAAUCGUCCUAAAAAUUAGAAGUUGAAACAGGAAUUCUGGAAAUAUCACGAAAGCUAUUCUAUAUUAUUGGUGUUUUGAAUUGAAUAACGAUACUUCUUUAUAAAAGUGUUUCUAUAUAAUACAGUAAAAUUAUACAAUACAAUACAAAUACAAAUUAUACGAUGCAGUACAGUCCCGUAUUGUAUCUUGUUCAGAGAUGAGCUACAUUCAGCCAGGUGAGGACAAUCGUAUGAUCACCAGAAUAGUCCACAAUAAGCUUGACCAUGAUGUGCUGAAGCAAGCAGGACUUGUUUUUCUUUCUUUCUUUCUUUUUCCCUCGUGGUGCUCAGACCACACAGAGCAUCCAUUUAUCAACCAUCCUGUAAAGAGAGCUGGAGGCAUACAUAUUCAUACUCACACCUAAAGCCAAUUUAGAAUCACCUAUUAACCUUACACUUGUUCCUGCUUGGUUCUUUUUUUUGUUUUUUCCUUGGGAAUGUCGGACGAAAACCAAUCCAAAACAUGCAAAGUCCACACAAAAAGGCUGCUACUGACUGGCAGGUUCCAACUGUAACCUUCUUGCUGUGAUCGGGCAGUGCUAACCCUUCGAAAGUGAAGCGCACACAAACAGAGACGCAAUAAAUUGCAGUAGCAUCAUCGCUGAAAUGUAAGCGCAUGAGACAGUUACUUGUGGAUGAUCUGUUUUGUCCUUCCUGCACUGAAGACCAGACUCUGGCCAAAUGCACUGUAGAUGCUCGCCAACUCCCUCUGCCUUCGGGUGUGACUUUGAAAUGCUCGAAUAUUCUGCUGCUGAUGCUGCUAAAAGAUACCCAAAUUAAACCACAAAGUGAACACCAUAAUAAAUGCAUAUGUUAUGUAAUCUCUUUCUAUCAGAGUGAAUAAUCCUGUACACUAAAAGGUUAUGAUAUUUAUUUUUACAGAUGUUAUCUUUAGGUUACGGAUCAUUCCCAUUUUACUAAGCAUGAAAAAGACAAAAAUACACCAGGAGAUGUAUUUAUUUUCACCACACUCAUCAAAUAGUCGUAACUUUUAACUUCUAGGCCAGCUCUCUCUUCAUGAUAUCACUGCAGUAUCUCAGUACUAACUAUAUCACUACAGUACCUUGUUAUUUAUGGGUGUAAGUUAUUUGUUUUCUUUACAUAAAACAUAUGUUGUAUGUUAAGGUGUCCUGUUUUCUUACAAUGUAACCCACUUGGAUCUUUUACUGUGCAACUGUGGAAAUAAAGUAUUGCAGACUGUA